UGCUCUUCCUGGAUACCGUGGCGCCCGGGCAGCGGGAAGUGCGGAGGCUGCUAGUGGGUUCUGCGGCGCGAGGGCGGGCUGGGAGCCGCGGGGUCCGUAGGGAGCAUGAAGGGGAGCGAGGACAUGGAGGAGUUCCGGCGUUCCUACAGCCGCCUGUGCAAGGAGAGUGGGUCCGAACCCCAGGAGGCUGUCCUGCAGCAACUGCACCAGCUUCCACGGGGCCGGCUGGACCUGGCCACGCAGAGCCUGACGGUGGACACCUGCAGGGCCUUGGGCAAGCUGCUGCAGAAUCAGACACUGUUGACAGAGCUCGUCCUUAGCGACUGUAUGCUGAGCGAGGAAGGAACCACACUACUGCUCCAAGGGCUGUGUGCCAACACUGUCAUUCGGUUUCUGGAUCUGAAGGGCAAUAACCUUCGAGCUGCAGGGGCUGAGGCUCUGGGAAAACUCCUUCGACAGAACCAGUCCAUUCAGAGCCUCACUCUGGAGUGGAACAACCUGGGCACAUGGGAAGAUGCCUUUGCCACCUUCUGUGGGGGCUUGGCAGCCAACAGCACCCUGCAGCAGUUGGACCUCCGCAACAACCAGAUCAGUCACAAGGGGGCAGAGGAGCUGGCCCUGGCCCUAAAGGGCAAUGCCACCCUCCAGCAGCUGGACCUGCGCUGGAAUAACGUUGGCCUCCUGGGGGGCCGGGCCCUGGUGAACUGUCUCCCCAGCAACAGAACCCUGUGGAGGCUGGACCUGGCUGGGAACAACGUCCCCAGUGAUGUCCUCAGAGCCGUGGGUACGGGUGCACGAGGCUGCUUGCUGCUCAGUUUGGAGCAAGGCAUGAAGCCCUUUGACAGAGGCCUGUCCACCAUGGGAGGGGGCAGCUCAGGGCUGUGGACAGAGCAAGCCAUGGAGCACAACCAGGACCGGCAUACUGCCUUCCAGGAGACCCAGACCCGCACCCACCUGCUCAGCAAGGAGGUCCAGUACCUCCAGGAGGAGAAGUCCAAGCAGUUUCUGGAUUUGAUGGAGACAAUCGAUAAGCAGCGAGAAGAGAUGGCCAGGAGCAGCCAGGCAUCGGCAGCACGUGUGGGGCAGCUUCAGGAAGCCCUGAAGGAGAGGCACUCCAUCAUCAAUGCCCUCAAGGCCAAACUGCAGAUGACUGAGGCUGCCCUGGCUCUGUCGGAGCAGAAGUCCCAGGACCUGGGGGAGCUGCUGGCCACGGCAGAGCAGGAACGGCUGAGUCUGUCACAGAGGGAAGAGAAAGAACGCAGGCUGGAGCAGCAGGAAGCUGCAGAACGGGAGUCUAAGCUCCUCAGAGACUUGUCUGCUGCCAGUGAAAAGAACCUGCUGCUUCGAAACCAGGUGGAUGAGUUGGAGCGGAAGUUAAAGUCUCAGCAGGAAGAGCUGUUUCUGACCAGGCAGGAGCUAACCAACACAUCAGCUGAGCUGAAGAUCCGAGUGGUCCAGGCUGAGGAGCGCUUGGAUAUGGAGAAGAGAAGGGCCAGACAGAACAUGGAGGACUCCGAAAAACUGCGCUUCAAGGAGGUGGAGCACAUGACCCGGCACCUAGAGGAAAGUGAGAGGGCCAUGCAGGAGAGGCUGCAGAGGCUGGAGGCUCUGAGGCUGUCCUUGGAGGAGGAGCUGAGCCGCGUAAAGGCAGCAGCACUUAGCGAGCGUGGCCAGGCUGAGGAGGAGCUCAUCAAGGCCAGGAACCAGGCCCGCCUGGAGGAGCAACAGCACCUGGCUCAUCUGGAGGAGAAGCUGCGGCUGCUGGCGCAAGCCCGGGAUGAAGCUCAGGGCACCUGCCUACAGCAGAAGCAGACAGUGGCUGAGGCCCAGGCGCGGGCCAGCCAGCUCAGCCUGCAGGUGGAGGGGCAGCGACGGCGCAUAGAGGAGCUGCAGCAGGAGUUAAGCAACAAAGACCAGGAAAAGGUAGCCGAGGUGACCAGAGUGCGAGUGGAGCUGCAGGAGCAGAUGGGCCGCCUGCGGGCCGAGCUGACAGCCCAGGAGACUCUGAGGGAGAAAGUGGCAGCCCUGGAACGACAGCUGAAAGUGAUCGCGAGUGACCACCGGGAGGCGCUGCUGGACAAGGAGAGCGAGAACGCGUCCCUUCGAGAGAAGCUGAGACUCAAAGAGGCUGAAAUCGCGCGCAUCCGGGACGAGGAGGCCCAGCGGGCGAGCUUCCUACAAAAUGCCGUCUUGGCUUAUGUCCAGGGGUCUCCCCUGAGAUCUCUGAGUCCCCCAAAGUGAAAGGCAAGGAAAGCAGGAUCGCCUUGGGAGAACCGAGGGGUGGCAUCCCUCGAAGCAUCCUUCCUCAAGGGCAGGCCUUGAGUUCAGGCCUUUUCAACCAUGGGGACAAACAAACCUGGCGGCCCAUGGGCGUGCGGCCCGAGCCAAAGUGACCCUCCAGCCCUACGCCAGGACGGGUGCGCGUGCACAGGAAGGGGCUGCUGGGUCCCGAUCCCAUAACGACGCGACGCGGGGACAGUGGCGGCGGAGGGAGGGCGUUCCCACCGCAAGCGCAGUCUGGAAUACAGAACUUUUGCUCUCGGUGA
This is a messenger RNA of Marmota flaviventris (yellow-bellied marmot), 2546 nucleotides long. RefSeq names its product leucine rich repeat containing 45 (gene Lrrc45). Gene Ontology annotation, molecular function: protein binding. Lineage: Eukaryota; Metazoa; Chordata; Mammalia; Rodentia; Sciuridae. The record is from RefSeq and is a predicted model, not a curated record. Gene Ontology annotation, cellular component: centrosome; plasma membrane.